AUGGAGCGAGACAUUCGACGAGAUCGCGGCCAAUGGCGCGGAUGCCACACCUUCAACGACAUCACCAUCGACGAUGACUUUGGAGCGCGGGACAAGAAACGCAACGGUGGCUUGAAAAUGGGCAACACCUAUUACUACUACUAUGAGCUUGACGGUACCCAUGAAGCUCACAACCCUGCUUUGCCGACCACCACGCAAUGCCCGUAUUUGCCAGGACAAACUGUAAACACUCUGGAAGUUCCAUACGAGAUGGCGGCGGAACGCAAGCGCAGCGCAUCAUUGGGCUCUCUUCACCAGGGCGAGUACAGGACCAUGAACCCGGAGGACAAGUUCAUCACUCCCCGCCCACCACCACCCAUCCCCGGCAGUCCCCACCAGCGCCUGGGCUCCGCCCCCGCGGCUCCACCUUCCAGAGCGAUCGCACGCUCUGGCUCAACCUCACCACCACCCACAUGGCGCCGUCUCUUCUCCAGGAAGCCCUCCACCAGCCGCAGCACAGAGCGUGGGCGCCAGAUGGACGACGAUGAGCGUCCUGUUUCUCCGUACUCAUACACCCACUCCGACGACAGCAGAAGCGAGUCUUCAGACGGCAGCCGUACGCGCGAUCUCUCCCCCGAGAGCUUGCGCAGGUUUCUCUCCGAUGAGAACCCGUUCGCAAGGGCCAAUGAGAAUCGGCCCACUGUUUACAUCCCUGAUGAUAUUGUGGAAGAGAUCGAGGACGACGAGAACUUCGCGUCUUCAGCCCUCUCCGAAAUUAACCACUACGCUACCAGCCUGUCACCACCGCCUUUCAAGCGCUCCCACUCUGACAGCACCCUACCCACCGUGAGCAACGUCAAGGUGCUCACUCGUGAGAAGAAGUACUCUCCUCUUCCUCCUCUGCCUAUCAAAGAACUUGAGGAGAUCGCUCCCGCCUCACGCUUCUCAUUUUCAUCCGACUCAAGCGUCGCCUCUUCUAUCGAGCCCAUCUCCCCUGAGGAUGAGGCUCCUUCCUUCUACGACUCUACCGACGAUGACCGCUUCUCUAACGAGAGUGGCGUCAACUACGUCCAGCCUCUAUCCCUACCCGGCUCAAGAAAGCCCUCUUUGGAGCAGAAUUACAGCCUGCCCCGUGCACCUGGUAUCAAGAACCACCCAGGUGUCACCACUACUGUGGUCUCAGCACCUACCGACAACCAGCUCGAUGACUUGGUCAACGAGAUGGGUUGGAUGGUCGACAUUAUCCGGGGCAAGGGUGUCUAA
Messenger RNA from Colletotrichum siamense, 1242 nucleotides. RefSeq lists its product as uncharacterized. The coding region runs from base 1 to 1242 and encodes 413 amino acids. NCBI's taxonomy places the organism in Eukaryota, Fungi, Ascomycota, Sordariomycetes, Glomerellales, Glomerellaceae. The record is from RefSeq and is a predicted model, not a curated record. The transcript is spliced from 2 exons.